AAAAGUAUUUUUUAAAUUGUCACAAGCAGGCUCUAAGGAAACUUCUGUGAAAAUUUAAAUUGGAACUGGUUUCGGAUGUAGCAUAGCUAUAGCUAGCUUGAAAUAGCUAUACCGUUUAAGGCUAUACUCGAUCCCUGCCCUGCUUUUUCAGUAACUUAUCAAUCAUAUGCUAGUCAAGUAAACAAAAUAAAAUUUUGAAGAAUUUUUUAGUUCCAACAGAAACUUUGGGUGAAAAUUAUGCCUGUAAGCCGUUUAGAUAUCGUUUAUAGGAAACUAAUCCUGUCUCAAUUUUUUACAAAAGGAUGGGGAGUUCCAGAACAUCUAGAAAGGCUUUUCGAUUUCAGAAAAGUUAUGUCUAAUAGAGAAACCUGCUACCAGCUAGUACCAAAAGAUUAUUCCGUCACCAUUUUAAAUUCACAAGUACUAGCAGAUUGCCACAUCAUUGAAGGCAAAUUUCAAACACCAUUUGCAAAAUACCAGCCAGGAUUGGUUUUGCCAGAAGUCGAGAAUGCAUUUUUUCAAAUGAUUCUACCGCUUCAUUGGGAUGAUGCCUUUAAACCAGUAUGUAUUCAUUUGGCCGGCACAGGAGACCAUUUUUACUGGCGAAGAAGAAAUAUUAUGGUAAAACCUCUCCUAAAGGCUGGCAUUGGAGCAAUAAUAUUAGAAAAUCCAUUUUACGGAUUAAGAAAACCAAAGGAUCAAAAUAGAUCAUGUGUGCAAUAUGUCUCAGACAUAUUCGUGAUGGGUGGCUGCCUGAUUUUAGAAUGCUUAGUUUUGUUAAAUUUCUGUGAAAAGCUUGGACUUGGCCCUCUGGGUGUCACUGGGAUAUCAAUGGGGGGACACAUGGCUUCUCUUGCUGCUACUAAUUGGCCAAAACCUUUAGUGCUAGUUCCUUGUUUAAGUUGGUCCACUGCUUCAUCAGUAUUCACAGAGGGUGUAAUGAGUGAAUCUAUUGAUUGGAGUAUGCUAGAAGCACAAUAUUUAAAUGAUGAACUAUAUUCCGAGAAACUUUCAAAAGCUUGUAAAAUAGUCGAUGAUCCAUUAGCCUGUACUUUAGGCCAAAGUUUUUCAGAUUAUCCUAUUCAGUGUGAGAUGGAUUUUACCCAAAAAUUGAAGGAAAGUUAUAUUACCCCUUAUGAGUUUUUUCAUAGUACUAAGUUUGACUCUGCCGGGGACUGCAAGGCCAUGACAUACAAAUCAUCUUUGCAAAAAGAUAGUUUUUUGUCAAAAAUUUACAAUUUCACAAGAAUGCCAUCGUUUAUUCCGAGUAAAAAAGUGACUAAUCAGAAAAAAAAAGCCAAACACGCUUUGUGGUUUAUGAGAGGAAUGAUGGAUGAAUGUACCCACCUAAAAAACUUUUCGGUGCCAGUGGACACUUCCCUUGUGAUAUCAAUAACUGCCAAAACUGAUGGUUAUGUUCCUAGACGCGGAGUUUCAAAAUUGAAUGAAAUAUGGCCUGGUGCUACUGUUAGAUAUUUGGAUUGUGGACAUGUUGGAGCCUACAUCUGGCAUAGAAAUAUUUUCAGGGAUGCAAUUAUCGAAGCAUUUACCAGAGCCAAAAAGAAAAGGACAACGAAUAAAUCCAAACCUACAUGAAGCUUCAUUUAUUUUGUAGAUUUUUUUAUUUUUUCGUUCAAAUAUUUAUUUUUUAGUUCACCUAUCCAAAUUGUUUUGUUUGAUCACUAUCUGUAUUUUAUUUUUCCAGAAUAGGUAGUGAAUAGAACCGUCAAAACUUUAGCCUUGGUACUAACCAACAAAAUUGUUUUUACCUAUGUUAUGUUUGGCCCUGAAAGGCAAAUUUUAAAAUUGACACAAUACUCUGAUGGCCCUGCCAUAAAGAAUUUCAAAGAUAUGGUUGUGAUAUGUUAAUGAAGAAUCAAAAAAUUUGUACUUUAAUAAAAGCUAAAAUUAAAACAGAAAUGUCUUUAUUUUUCUAAGCCACAAUAAAAAUAAAAUAAAAAUUAACAAAAUAAAGAUAUUCAACAAUAGCCUAACAUGAAAUAAUAUUUUUAGAAAUACCAAUAAAGUUUCAAUAAAAUGUGUACAAAUGUAAAUGCCCUUAAAAGUCUUUGGUCCAUUAGUUUGACCAAAUGUUUUGUGAAAAAAAUCCUAAUACUCCACGACUUCAUGCUCUGGUCCAUCUAGUGACAAGGCUCUAGUACCGUACAGGUACAUGUCCAGAAUCUGUAAAGUACAUUGUGCUACAAAACGAACAAAUGGCUUCACAUCUCCCAUAUUAGCAACUUUCAAUGUAUAGUAGUAUU
This is a messenger RNA of Ceutorhynchus assimilis (cabbage seed weevil), 2264 nucleotides long. Lineage: Eukaryota; Metazoa; Arthropoda; Insecta; Coleoptera; Curculionidae. The record is from the annotation of a GenBank genome assembly.